This is a messenger RNA of Frankliniella occidentalis (western flower thrips), 4094 nucleotides long. Its product is annotated as box A-binding factor-like. The coding region runs from base 317 to 2998 and encodes 893 amino acids. Gene Ontology annotation, biological process: positive regulation of transcription by RNA polymerase II; negative regulation of transcription by RNA polymerase II. The record is from RefSeq and is a predicted model, not a curated record. NCBI's taxonomy places the organism in Eukaryota, Metazoa, Arthropoda, Insecta, Thysanoptera, Thripidae. The transcript is spliced from 9 exons. Gene Ontology annotation, molecular function: DNA-binding transcription factor activity, RNA polymerase II-specific; zinc ion binding; RNA polymerase II cis-regulatory region sequence-specific DNA binding.
GGCCCGGCCCCACCGCCAGCCUCGGCGGUCCAUGCCAGUCCACUCCGCGCGGAGGGCCAGGCAAGCCGCUAGCCAGCCGCUGCGCGAGGUCCACAAGUGCGAGCUCCACAAGUGCGAGCUCCACACACUCCAGGACCCGCGUAUACGGCGCCGUGCGAUAGUGUGGUCCGCGUCUUAUCACGGGAGCUCCCCUGCCGCACAGCCAGCUGUCUGCACUUAUCACCGAUCAUUCUAUCAGCGUGCGAGUGGGUGACUUUUGCACACAAGUGAAGAGUGCUCGACAGAUCCGCUGGCCGGGACUUCCCUCCGGUGCGCCAUGUCCGCGGAGUACCUCCACACGUCAGAGGAGGAAUCGGAGCAGAACUACCACGGAAUGCCGCCAGAGGUCGACAGCGGCGCGCUCCUGGCCCCGCCUCCCGGGUCGCCAUUGGCUGAGGACGGGUCCCCGGCGCCUCCCCCUCCCGCCGCGCACCAACCUCGCCUGAGGUUCGGGGACGCUGCUACCGCCGCCGCCGCCGCUGCUGCCGCUGCUGCCGCCGCCGCAAUGGGCCCGGAGGGGGCAGAGGCUGCAGGGGACGGGGGGCCCGGGCCAGAGUGCGGCUGCGGCGCAGUGCAGGACGACGAGCGUUCCGCCACGGAGCAAGUUGUAACGGAGCACGUCACAGACCUCGCCGAGCACGACACGCAGGAGGAAGCCGAGUACUGCCCGCGCGAUCUGAGAGUGCUUCACGUGGAAUCGGACCACCAGCACCACGACGACGAGGACGAGGAAGACGGAGGCGGGGACCGUUAUCUUCUGCUGUCCGGCGACGGCGUGCUCGUCAACACCUUCUCAACGGACUUGUACCAACAACAUGACCUGUCCGCCUCGCCGCAACUAAGGGAGCUCCAGCGCCUGCGACCCUCCAGCGCCGACGACUCGCCACCCGGGGACAGCCACCCCCACAGCCACCACCCGGACUCAGUCGAGCAUCAUCACCCGCAGGCUUUCGACGGCGGCGACCUGGCGGCCACCGGCGGCAUGCGGCAGUUACCGCCCCUAUUCCCCAGUCUGGCGAGUGCGAGCGUGUCGAACAAGCUGCAUGACGAUUUCCACGUGGGCUACACGUCGUACGUGGAUCACACCGUCGAUCACCACCACAACGGCCACAUGGACGACAUCAUCAGCAACCUGAAGACGGAAAAGCACAGUGAGGCGCAGACCAGCGUAGUAGUGGAAAAUACGGCGCGCUACAUGCACAACGGCCACGCCCACUCCGAGCACCACGUCGAGUACCUGCCGCCGCUGUCAGCGCACGCCGCCCUGCCGGGUGGUCACGGCUCCAGGGAGGGCUCGCCGUCGGCCGCGGGGGAGUCUGAGGACGCCCAGUACGACCAGCUGACCACCCUGCAGCCGGGGCCCACCGUCACCUCGGCGGGCACCUCCUCCCCGGACGACAGCCUGUACGGGUCUCACGGCGUCGCGCACGGCGUCACCACCCACGGGCUGACGGCGCUGCCGCCGUGGUCCGGCCUCCAGGAGCAGCAGCAGUCCGCGCACCACGCGCUCUCCAGUCCCAACGCUUACCGGGCCAUGCAGUACUUCAACCCGGAUCAGGCGCACAACACACCGACGCAGUUAUGGAGCACGACAGCGGACGACUACAGCUCCCUGUCGAGCACCAAGACCCACACGACGCUGCCCGCCUUCAACAGCCAGCGCUUCGGCACGUCCGCGCUCGUCACCUCUCCGCUGGCCUCGCGCAGCAGCCCGUCCUCCUACAGCCCGCCGAGCUCGGCGUCGUACCUGGGGGCGGCCGCGGCGGGUGGCGUGGGCACGUCGGCGUCCCCGGAGGGGCUGUGGACCACCACCUACACGGACCCCAGCAUGUACUCGGCCGGGCCCACCAGCCCCCGGCGCGCGCCACUCUCCAACAACCCCGCGUCGGCGUCCCUGUCAGCCAUCGCCGAAUAUGACGUCCAGUUCAGCGAGGGUCGCGAGUGCGUCAACUGUGGCGCCGUGUCGACGCCGCUGUGGCGUCGCGACAACACGGGGCACUACCUGUGCAACGCGUGCGGCCUGUACUACAAGAUGAACGGCAUGAACCGGCCGCUGUCCAAACAGCCACGCAGGAUGAGCGCCUCCCGCCGCCAGGGCCUGUCCUGCUCCAACUGCAGUACGAGGACCACGUCGCUGUGGCGACGCAACGCCGCAGGGGAGCCUGUGUGUAACGCUUGCGGCCUGUACUUCAAGCUGCACGGCAUCCACCGCCCGCUCGCCAUGAAGAAGGACAGCAUCCAGAGCCGUAAGCGGAAGCCCAAGGGCGGCAGCUCCAAGUCCGUGGUCGUGGCGUCGGGCGCAGGCGGGGUAGCGACGUCCAGGUCGUCGGCACUCAUCUCCCAGCACACGUCGCCGCUGUCCGUCAAGGGCGACCACGCGUCCGCCGCUGACUCCUACGCGGCGACACACCAGCUCAUCGGGGCGGUGGGGGUGGGCAUCAGCAAUGCGGGGGCGCCCACCCUGGCGGGCUCGCUCGUCACCUCCCUGGCCAGCGCCGGGCUGUCUUCGUACUCUAGCCUGUUCGGCCAACAUCACCACCAGCACCACCAGCACCAGCGCGGGGUGGCAUCCAGCCCCACUGACUACCACAGCCACUACCAGCACGAGGGACAGCACCACCAACAGUACUUCGACUUUUCGACGCCCGCCACGGGCAGCGGCCAGGUCUCGCACAGCCCCGUCGGCGACCUGUCCCCAAAGAUGGAGUGCCCUUCGCCGCCCGCCGAACAGCACCAGGCGCACCACCACAACCACCACCAGGCCCACCAGCAACAUCACCACCACCACCACCACCAUCACCGCGCCAACGACGAUCUGUCACCGCACAUCGUCAGCGUCAGCAAGCUCCACAACAAUAACAACAACAACACAAAUACUAACAAUAACAACAGCAAGGUGCUUAUGAUGACCGUCGACGGUCUGGAGAGACCCUCGGUGGUGUCGUCGCUGUCCUCCUAAGGGCACGCUAGAGCCUUUCUGAACAAUACUCGUUGACUGGAGGAAUACAACAAUCUGUUUUGAUAUAGAGUUUUGAAAUAAGAUUUUUAUACUAGGUGUAAAUGCAAGAUGCUUAAAGCUGCUUGUUUUCCCCAUACUUAACAUUCCAAAUUUUGUACAUAGAUUGAAUUUGUUAUUGUUUUAAAUUUUUUUAGAAAAAAAGAACAAAACACAAGAAUAUAUAUAUAAAGUUACAGAAUUCCAUGCUUAUGCAGUGUUCAGUUGUUCUGACAAACUUUGGGAAUAUUUUUAUUAUACAAGCUGGAAAACCAAAGACAAUACCAAAAUGCCCACACAGUUUUGAAAAAAGUGGUGGCCACAAAAAUGGAAAAAAAAUAAUCACAAUGUUACUACUCUCUGAUUUUCCUUAGAAAGAGCAUUGAGCCAAAAUUGAUGUGAAGUUCUGAACUUGUAUAUAAAGUAACAUGCAGAAAUAUUUGAUCUCUUGUUUAAUUUUAGUAGCAACUCUUGUUUGUAAAAUUUGUUGUCUAGUUGCCAUGUUCUGGCUGAUGUGAUUUAUAAAAUGUUUGUAUAAAGUCUUGACCCUCUAUAUUUUGUAGUUACAUAAUUGUUUUAAGUGAUAACCUGCAAAUGUCACAUGUGCAGUGUAGUGUAAUCUUAGAUAGGUUUGUCCAGCCCGGGGGCUCUUCGGCAGCCCCUGAGGCUUCCUGAGUGUUCUCCAGUCAUAUUUAGGAAUAUUUACCAUUUUUUCUACCUCUGUAGAAUCUUAUUUUUAUCAUCUGACAUAAUGAACUCAUUUUUUAAUUAUAUUUGUACAUAUUUUUUUUGUUACAUUGUGAUUUUUUUUAGAAAAGUUUAUGUAUACAUAAGCAGAGUGUGCCCUAAUCACUCAAAAUCUUGUUUUAAUGAAUCGUUGCAUACUUGUUGAUCAUAUGGAUUACUUUUUGUAUAUAUAUAAUGUUGGAACUGAUAAAAAUGUAAUUUUAAAUUGUUACUGAAGUGUUCUCCUUUAGCAUAUCUGACUUAAUUAAUGCCAUAUGCAUACCGGAUGAACAGUAUAUUAUUCGACAUUAAAUGGUAUUGACUGAAAUAUGAA